AUGGAUGAUAAACGAGGGGAUAUCAGCAAAGAAACGAUGAAAGUGAAGGAAAACGAUGUACUGGACAAUGGAGAACAUGAAAUACAGAACCUUUUUGAACGUGUUCAAUUAUUUAUACAAACGUCAGCAGUCGUCAAUCUACUCCACAAAGCCAUAGAAAUGAUUAAUUCAUUGCGUUUUGUUAGUCAAACGAUUCAGCCGGUGAAGAAAGAACAUAAAUCUACCCAGACGGAGAAUGUAACUCAAGAGAUAAUAUCGACUGCGAAGUCAAUGCGUGAAGAUGAAGACGAAACAGCAGAAGACUUCUUCUCUGACUAUCUUCGUAACCGAGAGCUGUACAAGGCAUUGUGGAAGUAA
This is a messenger RNA of Trichobilharzia szidati, 357 nucleotides long. The record is from the annotation of a GenBank genome assembly. NCBI's taxonomy places the organism in Eukaryota, Metazoa, Platyhelminthes, Trematoda, Strigeidida, Schistosomatidae.